CAGCAAGUCUCUAACAUAUGGGCAUUAUCACAACUCUGAUUGUCCACAUCUCUAUGUGCUGGUAGAGGAAAAAUAAACCUCUUGUUUGAGCUGUGAUGAAUAAACCAUGUUCACUAGGAAAAAAUAGUCUUCCAUUACUACAUUUGGAGCUGGUGGUCCAAAUCUUUUACUGAGAAUGACAUUAGGAACAGAAAUUACUACCCAUCUCCAGGCCUCUUCAUAUGCAGCAUCAGACCGAAACUUUUUGAAAUGGGACCUGUCACCAGAGCAAAUCAGAAUAAGGACAGAAGAUCUGAUCAUGAAAACAAAGCAAGUGUAUGACAAUGUUGGAAUGCUUAAUUUUGAAAAAGUAACGUAUGAGAACACUAUGCAGGCUCUGGCCGACAUAGAAGUGGAGUAUACAAUGGAAAGAAGCAUGCUGGAUUUCCCGCAGCAUGUCUCAUCCAACAAAGAUGUACGCUCAGCAAGCACAGAAGCUGACAAAAGACUUUCUUAUUUUGAUGUGGAGAUGAGCAUGAGAGAAGAUGUGUUUCAGAGGAUUGUUUAUUUGCAGCAAACAUGUGAUCUUGGACAUCUGAAGCCUGAAGCUAAGCGAUACUUAGAGAAGUCAGUUAAAAUGGGGAAAAGGAAUGGACUUCAUCUUCCCAAAGAAGUACGGAAUGAAAUAAAGACCAUGAAGAAAAAAUCGAGUGAGCUGUGUAUAGACUUCAACAAAAACCUCAAUGAGGAAAACACAUUUCUCAUGUUUUCUAAGGAUGAACUUCAAGCCCUUCCUGAUGACUUUAUUAAUAGUUUAGAGAAGACUGAAAAGAACAAGUAUAAAGUUACCUUAAAGUAUCCCCACUAUUUUUCUGUCAUGAAAAAGUGCUGCAUUCCAGAAACAAGACGAAAAAUGGAAACUGCCUUUAACACAAGAUGCAAGGAGGAAAAUACUAAAAUUCUUCAGCAGUUGCUUCCCUUAAGGGCAAAAGUAGCAGAGCUUCUUGGGUACAAUACUCAUGCCAACUUUGUACUGGAGGUGAACACUGCAAAGAGCACGGAUAAUGUAACAACCUUUUUAGAUGAUUUAAGUAAGAAGCUAAAACCACUGGGUGACGAGGAGCGAGAGUUUAUUCUGGACUUGAAGAAAAAGGAGUGUGAAGAAAGAGGCUUUGACUAUGAUGGAAGAAUCAAUGCAUGGGAUUUACAUUAUUAUAUGAACAAGACAGAAGAGCUUAAAUAUUCCAUAGAUCAAGAGAAGCUGAAGGAAUACUUUCCAGUUGAGGCUGUUACACAAGGCUUAUUGAACAUUUACCAGGAGCUGCUGGGACUUGUAUUUGAGCAGGAAGAAAAUGCUCAUGUUUGGCAUGAGAGUGUUACUCUUUAUACAGUAAAAGACGAUUCAACAAGAGAAGUUUUAGGUCAGUUCUACUUAGACCUCUAUCCCAGAGAAGGGAAGUAUGGGCAUGCAGCGUGCUUUGGUCUCCAGCCUGGCUGCCUACGCUCUGAUGGCAGCAGAAUGAUGUCUGUAGCUGCUCUGGUGACCAACUUCACAAAACCAACAUCAGAUUGCCCAUCAUUGCUGCAACAUGAUGAGGUGAAGACUUACUUCCAUGAGUUUGGUCACGUAAUGCACCAGAUAUGUGCGCAGACCGAUUUUGCUCGAUUUAGUGGAACUAAUGUGGAAACAGACUUUGUAGAAGUUCCUUCACAAAUGUUUGAGAACUGGGUAUGGGAAAAAGAACCUCUACAGCAAAUGUCAAAACAUUAUAAAGAUGGGAGCCUUGUUGCAGAUGCUCUUCUUGAGAAACUUGCUGCCUCUAGAAUGGCCAAUACAGGUCUUUUGACUCUUCGUCAGAUUGUUUUGAGCAAGGUUGACCAGUCCAUUCAUACCAAAUCGUCUGCUGACCCUGCAGAUGAAUAUGCCAAGUACUGCAUGGAGAUUCUGGGAAUUUCUGCAACCCCAGGAACAAACAUGCCGGCUACUUUUGGACAUUUGGCAGGUGGAUAUGAUGGCCAAUACUAUGGCUAUUUGUGGAGUGAAGUUUUUUCCAUGGAUAUUUUUUAUAGCUGCUUUAAACAAGAAGGAAUAAUGAAUCCAAAGGCUGGAAUGAAAUACAGAAACCUUAUCCUGAAACCUGGAGGAUCUUUGGAUGGGAUGGAUAUACUCCAAAAUUUCUUACAGCGUAAACCAAAUCAGAAAGCUUUCCUAUCGAGUAAGGGACUGAAUACUCAAUGAAGCAACAGAUCCUUUGCAAUGGUACAUCAGCAAGGCAGAAGAUCCAGGACUGAGACUUGGGAGAGGUCUUUUGCUCCUGAGAGUGUUAUUGGAUGAGAGAUUUGCAUUGAUGACACCUUCAUCUUUUAUUUUUAUGUUAAACUAUCAUCAUGUACUGUAUAAUUUAAGAACUUCUCUCCUAAUUUUAGUUGUCUCUCCUGGGAAACAGGUGAAGAAGCUAAGAUCCUUGCAGUUCUAUCAUCUUCUAUUUUUUGUUGAUAUAAAGCUUUAUUCGAGGUCACCAUCCAUCUCCUUUUCAUUCUUUCAUACCACCACUAGCAGUCACUAGAAAGCAAUACUUGUACAAUUAUAAUAAUUUCAAUUGUUCUGUGAAGUCUUUCAUGCUAUGUAGAAAAAAACAAUUUAUGUCUCCAGUAAAUUUUAAUAGAUGGUGAAAAUAAAUCCAAGAAUGUUAUACACGUGCCCUGAAUCUUAUUAGUAAUUCUUUCCAAGGUGGCAACCUGGAGAUGUUCCAAGAAAAGUCACAUAAUUUAAUUAUUUUACAUGUUGAUGGAGAGUAUGACUGUAAAGCCAUGCAGUGGAUUGCAUUGCAGUUUCCUCCAAUAGAAAAUAACUACUUAUGCAAUUACCCAAAUAAAACCAUAGACGCAAGGCCCUUGUUCUUGGAAUAUAUAGAGACGUCACCCUUAAUUUCCAAACUGGGCAGUUCUGAGGCGUUACCACGCUACCAGGAAUCUUCUUGUUACUAACUUACAUUUUCACACAUUUGACCAUUUCUUUACCAGAACUGGAGAAUAAUGAAGCAGAAAAAUUUAUAUGAAGUUCCCCAUUUGGGGUUUAGCUGUUUGUGAAUUUUAAAACUUGAGAUGAGACAUGCUACUAAAUCCCAGCAGCUAUGGAUACGAAGAGACAGACAAAUGUACCCCAAAAAGGAAAGCCUUAUUACAUUUAAGCAACCCAUAUUGAGAUCUGAAUACAGAGUUAUAAGGAAUUUGAAUGAUGGUGUUUAGGAAGCAUCGAUAACCAUAGAAAUAGUAUUUGUCAAACAUAGAGUGUUUGCUUAUAACAGAUCAAAAGAUAUUAGUUCCCCCUUGCCCCAAAAAUAAAUCCAAAUUAUUUCACUUUGUCCAGGAACAAAUUCACUAUUUUAAAAUAUUGAGCAUACUACAGAGAUUCAUUGAUCAACCAAGAUUUGAAAGCUGUGACUACCAACGUAUUGGUUUUAAUGUGCCCUUUGGGAUUUAAGAAUAAUGCCAUCAUAUAUAUGCUGAUCAGGAGAAUAUCACAGACUUUUCCACAUUAAGGUGUCAGCUUCCACUGAUUAGUCUUCAAUAUGGCAAUUAUAUAGGCCAAACCUAGAAACUACCUGGCCUCAUUACAGUCAGUAACUAAUCUGUCAGACUUGAAUCAAACCUUUUGCUUUACCAUAAAUACUAAUAUGAACGUUCACAGCCAGUUAUAUUUAUGCCCCAGUUCUGUAACUAUAUGCACUACCACAGGCCCAUACAUGUGCAUGCAGUUCCAUAUGUGAGAAACAGCUGUAUAGUAAUUGAGGCAUCCUGAGGAUAUUAAUCCUUCACUGGAAAUUAAGGCAAGGCUGUUUUGUAAACCUUGAAUUUUGUCUGGAUUAAGGUCUGUUAAAUUCUAACUGGGUUUGGAAUGAAAUACUUUGCUUUUCUUCUUUUUAAACAAUUAUUUCUGUUAAGGUGGCAGUUAUCGCUAAAAUAUUUUUAAAAUAUGCACUGUAGAAUUUUAAAAUUCUUAUGAAUAGAAGAUACAAAAAAUAGCAGCUGAGCAAUGAUGCUUUUGUAAAAUGAAUACAUAAGUCUCUGAACAAUGGAAGAUUUAGCAAGAGACAAAAUGUAGUGUUCCUUUUCAGUCUGCUAGAGAGAUUACCACAUGGGGGAGACCACUCUCUGCAUAAAAUAGAGGUUUCAGCAUAAAGAAGUUUGUGAAUGCAAUGCUUCUAAACAAAAGUAUGCUUAUGAUUAUAUAGUUGGAGAGAUUUAAUCUGACUGUUAAAUAGUGAAACAAUCUGUUAACACAAUGUGCUAUUGAUGUAAAUAAUUUAACUGGCUUGCAGGCUUUUCUACUAUUCCCCAAAGUCUCCAUCAUAUACAGUUAAGAACAUAAGACUGGCCAUACUGGGUCAGACCAAUGGUCCAUAUAGACCGGUAUCCUCUCUUCCAACAAUGGCCAAUGCCAGUUGCUUCAGAGGGAAUGAACAGAACAGGCAAUCAUUGAGUGAUCCUUCCCCUGUUCUCCACUCCCAGCUUUUGCAAACAGAGGGUAGGGACACGCAGAGCAUGGUGUUGCAUCCCUGCUCAUCCUGGCUAAUAGCCAUUUGAUGGACAUAUCCUCCAUGAACUUAUCUAGUUCUUUUUUGAACCCUGUUACAAUUUUGGCCUUCACAACAUCCCCUGGCAAAGAGUUCCACAGGUUGUCUGAGCGUUCUGUGAAUAAGUACUUCCUUUUGUUUGUUUUAAACCUGCUGCCUAUUAAUUUCAUUGGGUGACCCCUAGUUCUUGCAUUAUGUGAAGGAAUAAAUAACACUUCCUUAUUUAUUUUCUCCACACCAAUCAACAUUUUAUAGACCUCUGUCAUAUGCCCUCUUAAGUCGUCUCUUUUCCAAGCUGAAAAGUCCCAGUCUUUUUCAUCUCUCCUCAGAUAGAAGCUGUUCCAUACCCCUAAUGAUUUUUGUUGCCCUUCUCUGUACCUUUUUCAAUUCCAAUAUAUCUUUUUUGAGAGAGAGCGACCAGAUCUGCAUGCAGUAUUCAAGAUGUGGUCGUACCAUGGAUUUAUAUGGAGGCAUUAUAUUUUCUGUUUUAUUUUCUAUCCCUUUCCUAAUGUUUCCUAACAUUCUGUUAGCUUUUUUGACUACCAUUGCACAUUGAGCGGAUAUUGUCAGAGAACUAUCCACAAUGACACCAAGAUCUCUUUCUUGAGUGGUACCAGUUAAGUUACAGUUAUCGUUUCAUAUGUAUCGUUGGGAAUAUGUUUUCCAACAUGCAUUACUUUGCAUUUAUCAACACUGAAUUUCAUCUGCCAUUUUGUUGCCCAGUCACCCAGUUUUGUGAGGUCCCUUUGUAACUCUUCACAGUUUGCUUUCGAUUUAACUAUCUUGAGUUCUUUUAUAUCAUCUGCAAAUUUUGCCACCUCACUGUUUACUUCUUUUCCCAGAUUGUUUAUGAAUAUGUUGAACAGCACUAGUCCCAAUACAGAUCCUUGGGGACACCACUAUUUAACUCUCUCCAUUCUGAAAACAGACCAUUUAUUCCUACCCUUUGUUUCCUAUCUUUUAACCAGCUACUGAUCCAUGAGAGGACCUUCUCUGUUAUCCCAUGAUUGCUUACUUUGCUUAAGAGCCUUUGGUGAGGGAUCUUGUCAAAGGCUUUCUGAAAGUCAAGUACACCAUAUCCACAGGAUCCCUCUUGUCAACAUGUUUGUUGACCCCCUCAAAGAAAUCUAAUAGAUUGGUGAGGAAUGAUUUCCCUGUACAAAAGUCAUGUUGACUCUUCCCUCAACAAAUAGUGUUCAUCUAUGUGUUUGAUAAUUCUGCUCAUUACUAUAGUUUCAACCAGUUUGCCCAGUACUGAAGUUAGGUUUACCAGUCUGUAAUUGCUGGGAUUGCCUCUGGAGCCUUUUUUAAGUGAUGUCACAUUAGCUAUCCUCCAGUCAUCUGGUACAGAAGCUGAUUUAAGUGGUAAGUUACAUACCACAGUUAGUAGUUUUUUCGUUUUAUGUCUGAGUUGCUUCAGAACCCUUUGGUGAAUACCAUCUUGUCCUGGUAACUUAUUAUAUCAGUUUGUUCCAAAACUUCCUCUAAUUACACCUCUCUCUGGGGUAGUUCCUUAGAUGUGUCAACAAAAAAAGAAUGGCUCAGGUGUGGGAAUCUCCCUCACAUCGUCUGCAGUGAAGAUGGAUUUAAAGAAUUAAUUUAGUUUCUCUGCAAUGGCCUUCUUUUCCUUGAGUGCUCCUUUAGCACCUGGAUUGUCCGGUGGCCCCGCUGAUUCUUUAGCAGGCUUCCUGCUUCUGAUGUACUUAAAAAAAAUUUUGCUGUUACUUCUUAAUAUACAAACUUGCAUGUCAAGAGUUAGGCACCUGAUAAAAGUGGUCUGAUUUUAGAGGUGUUAAGAACUUGCAAAUCCUACUGACCCCAUUUCAGAACAUCUAAAAAUCAGGACACUUGCUUAGGUACCAACUCUGAACACCCAUGUUUUAAAAUGUUGGCCGCCAUCGAAGCUUAAGCCUAUAAUACACAGCUACCUGAUGAAUUUGUACUUCCUCAACAAAGUGGUAUCAAUACCUCUUUUUGAAAUUUCUUUGAUAUCAUUCUCACCGAGUGCUCAUUUCUGGCAUGUGCCAAAAA
Messenger RNA from Chelonia mydas (Green sea turtle), 6587 nucleotides. RefSeq names its product neurolysin (gene NLN). The coding region runs from base 176 to 2218 and encodes 680 amino acids. The record is from RefSeq and is a predicted model, not a curated record. Gene Ontology annotation, molecular function: metalloendopeptidase activity. Lineage: Eukaryota; Metazoa; Chordata; Testudines; Cheloniidae. The transcript is spliced from 14 exons. Gene Ontology annotation, cellular component: mitochondrial intermembrane space. Gene Ontology annotation, biological process: proteolysis; peptide metabolic process.